AUGACUUUUGGAUUUCACAUUCAUCAUCAUCACGACCAGCAACAGCAGCAGCAGCAGCAGCAGCAACAACAACAACAACAAUAUCCUGGGAAUACGCCAUCUCAAUACGGAUCAGCCCCUCCAUCAUUUCCUAACCAACAAUAUCUUGGAACAUCAGUAGCUCCUUAUUCCAAUACAAGUAACAACAGCGGUGCCCCAUGUUCACCUGAGUAUCGCUACGUGCUUUACUUUUGCAACUGGGCAAUUUAUGGACGCCAUCAUUUCCCUAAGGAUGUUCCGGCGUCGCGGGUGUCACACAUUUUGUACGCAUUUGCCAAUGUGGUUCCAGAAACUGGUGAAGUUGUAUUGACAGAUAAGUGGGCGGACCAAGAGAUUGUAUUAGAUGGCGACUCGUGGCAAGAUCCAGCCUCGUAUCUUAAGGGAUGCUUAAACCAAUUUUACAAGAUUAAAAAGCAGAACAGACGGCUUAAACUGAUGUUGUCGAUUGGCGGAUGGACAUAUUCGCCCAAAUUUGCUGGAGCAACAGAAACAGCAGAAAAACGCAGCAAGUUUGCAAAAUCAGCAGUGGCGUUGCUCGCCGAGUUUGGCUUUGAUGGACUUGACGUAGACUGGGAGUACCCAGCUGACACAACACAAGCCCAGAAUUAUGUGGAGCUUUUGCGGGUAAUGCGGCUGGAGUUGGACUCAUAUGCACUUGAGAUUGGUCUGCCGCGGGACCAAUUUGAGUUGAGUGUAGCAGCACCUGCGGGCCCUGAGCAAUACCAGCGGUACCGGCUAGCAGAUAUGGACCGGUAUUUAACAUUUUGGAACUUGAUGACAUAUGACUUUGCUGGAUCAUGGAGUACCAAGGCUGACUACCAGAGUAAUUUGUUUGCUGGAGAUUUAUCAACGGAUGGAGCCGUCAAGUAUUACCAAAAGGCAGGUGUUCCUAGUAACAAGAUUGUAGUAGGAAUGCCUGUGUAUGGCCGCGCAUUUACCAACACUGAUGGUCUUGGGUCUACAUUUAACGGGGUGGGUGAGGGCUCAUGGGAACCCGGAUCUUGGGAUUACAAGGCUUUGCCGUUGGCCGGGGCUUCUGAGCACACAGAUACGGGUCGUGUGGCUGCGUACUGCUACAAUGCUACGGAGCGGACACUUGUGACGUAUGACAAUGCAGAAACAGCUAGAGCAAAGGCACGGUAUGUGCAACAAAACAAGUUAGGUGGUGGCAUGUGGUGGGAAUCUAGUGCCGAUGUACCGGAUGUGACCAACAACCGGUCAUUGGUUGGAGCAUUUACCGGGGCACUUGGUGGGGUAAGUCAGAUGGAUAGUAAGGUGAAUUGUUUAUAUUACCCUAGGAGUACACACGAGAAUAUCCGUGGGGAGAAACCUUUCUAG
Magnusiomyces paraingens is the source of this 1377-nucleotide messenger RNA. RefSeq lists its product as uncharacterized. The transcript has a single exon. The record is from RefSeq and is a predicted model, not a curated record. Gene Ontology annotation, molecular function: chitinase activity; chitin binding. The coding region runs from base 1 to 1377 and encodes 458 amino acids. Gene Ontology annotation, biological process: chitin catabolic process; carbohydrate metabolic process. Gene Ontology annotation, cellular component: extracellular region. Lineage: Eukaryota; Fungi; Ascomycota; Dipodascomycetes; Dipodascales; Dipodascaceae.